AUGGGUGAUAAAUUAGUUUUAGAUAAUGCCAAAAAAGCUGCAGCCUACAAAGCAGUUGAUGAAUAUGUUAAAGAUGGUAUGAAUGUUGGUAUUGGUAGUGGCAGUACAAUCAAAUAUGCAGUUGACAGAAUUAAAGAAUUGGGUUUAAAAGUAACCUGUGUACCAACAUCAUUUCAAUCUACUCAAUUAAUUAUUGAAGCUGGUUUAGUAUUAUCAGAUCUUUCACGUACUCCAAAAUUACAUGUUACCAUCGAUGGUGCUGAUGAAUGCGAUAAAGAUUUCAAUAUAAUUAAAGGUGGUGGUGCUUGCCAAUUACAAGAAAAAUGUGUUGCUUAUGUCUCUGACACCUUAUUAAUCGUUGCAGAUUAUACCAAAGAUAGCGUUCAAUUAGGUGACACCUGGAAAAAAGGUAUCCCAAUCGAAGUUAUUCCAAUGGCUUAUGUUCCAGUUAUGAAAAAAUUAGAAUCUCUUUCUUUAAAACCAGUCCUUCGUAUGGCCGUUAAUAAAGCCGGUCCAGUAGUCAGCGACAACGGUAAUUUCAUUAUUGAUGCCAUUUUUACCCCACCACUCCAAAAUAUUCCACAAUUAGCCAUUGAUAUUAAAAUGAUUCCAGGUGUUGUUGAAACUGGACUUUUCAUUAAUAUGGCUAAAAAGCUUUAUUUUGGUCAAAAAGAUGGUUCAGUCAUUUCAAAAACUCUCUAA
Molecule: messenger RNA, 702 nt
Organism: Dictyostelium purpureum
Lineage: Eukaryota; Evosea; Eumycetozoa; Dictyosteliales; Dictyosteliaceae
Product: ribose-5-phosphate isomerase
Exons: 1
Coding region: 1-702 (233 amino acids)
Biological process (GO): D-ribose metabolic process; pentose-phosphate shunt, non-oxidative branch
Cellular component (GO): intracellular membrane-bounded organelle
Molecular function (GO): ribose-5-phosphate isomerase activity
Source: RefSeq, a predicted model, not a curated record